This is a messenger RNA of Eleginops maclovinus (Patagonian blennie), 1680 nucleotides long. It is a transcript of the gene cldn7b, whose product is annotated as claudin 7b. Lineage: Eukaryota; Metazoa; Chordata; Actinopteri; Perciformes; Eleginopidae. The transcript is spliced from 4 exons. The record is from RefSeq and is a predicted model, not a curated record. Gene Ontology annotation, cellular component: bicellular tight junction; plasma membrane. Gene Ontology annotation, biological process: cell adhesion; bicellular tight junction assembly. The coding region runs from base 262 to 885 and encodes 207 amino acids. Gene Ontology annotation, molecular function: structural molecule activity.
UCCCUCCCAUUCAAGGUGCGGCAGAGGAACAGGUACCUGAAGAAUCUCCGAGACAGUUUAUAAAUCGAAAAACCACCGUUGUUUAAACAUUUGAAGAGAGCUAAGGAAUACUUCAAUAGAUUAGCAAGAGGAGCUAACUUUAUCAGCAACACAGCACAUUUAGCUAAAAGUCGACAGUUUGAGGAGAGGGGGAUUUUUACCUUCACAGCAGGUGGACGUCAUCUCCGUUGUUUUUGCCGUCAAGUCGAAGAAAAGUAGGAAAUGGCCAACAAAGGUCUGCAGAUUUUGGGAUUCGCCCUGGCCCUUAUUGGCUUAAUUGGACUGAUAAUUGGCACAAUUUUGCCUCAGUGGAAGAUGUCUGCUUAUGUUGGAGACAACAUCAUCACGGCGAUAGCCAUGUACGAAGGACUGUGGAUGUCCUGUGCGUUUCAGAGCACGGGCCAGAUCCAGUGCAAGGUCUACGACUCUAUUCUGCAACUCAACGGUGCCCUCCAGGCAACCCGCGCCCUCAUGAUCGUGUCCAUCAUCGUAACGGUGGCCGGCCUGGGCAUCGCCUGCAUGGGAAUGAAGUGCACAAACUGCGGAGGAGAUGACAAAACGCGCAAGUCCCGCAUCGCCAUGGCCGGCGGCAUCGUCAUCCUUAUCGGAUCUUUGUGUGGCAUCAUCGCCUGCUCUUGGUACGCUCACGACAUCAUCCAAGCCUUCUACAACCCUUUCACCCCCGUCAAUACCAAGUAUGAGUUUGGUUCGGCUAUCUUCAUCGCCUGGGCUGGAGCAUUCCUGGCUGUAAUUGGAGGUGGCAUGCUGGCAGCAUCGUGCCCAAGACAAAAAUCUACACCCAAAUAUCCCAUCUCUAGACCCCCCAGCAGCAAGGAGUACGUUUGAAGAGGACAGACCCGGUGUUCUAGGCUGAAGAGACACUUUGACAUUCACAUUAGACCAACUCAGUGAUUUUUUUUUUUUAGGAAGGGAUCAGUUUUAUUUUUAUUUUUAGUUUCUUCAGGACUACCCUGGGAUGUUACUGUUAUAUUUGAACACAUUACAAGUUUUAAAUAAUGGCUGUUUACUUCUUAAAGAGCCUUUUGCCCUGUCUGAAACCACAGUAGGUGCUUACUGAUUGUAUACUAGCCACUGAGACCUGUAAAGCACCAAGUUAAAUUUAAGGGGAAACAUCUAGGACUUAAUACAAUUUGGUGUGUAGAAAUAUUAUUCGCAUGCUACGAUGUGCAGUGCAUCAGAUCAACAGUGUUUGAAUGCACUGAAAGUGGCAAAGGUCAACUCCUACACCUUUUUUUAUGACUCCAGUUGUCUGGCACUGAAAAGCACAUUCCUACCUUAUUUCCAUGUAUUUGUGCAUAUAACAAAACCCCAAUCAUUCAGUCACACCGCCAUUUCUGUUUUAAUCAACUGCCAGAGUGAUAUUGUAUCUAUAUAAAUUACAGUAUACUGAUCCUUUUAACGCGCUGCCAAUGUUCUUGUUGAAUUUGUGAUGCUGUGAGCGAACUAUUUUUUGACUUUUGUAAUAAUAACAGUUUGUGUGAAUGGACUUUACUUAUUACUAAUGUUUAAGUCAUAAAAACUGUUGCUUCACUCGUCAAAUUCAGUUUGUUUUUUAAAUGUUUUUAAUUGUGAUUUGCAAAGUUUGUGUUGUACAUAAAAUAAAAGUGGAAAAUACAAAGA